GAGGUGAGAGAGCCGAGCGGGGAGGCGCACACGUCGAGAGGAGCCGCGAGCGGCAACGAGAAGACUCGGACCGCCGGCGCGGCCAGCGGGCCUCAUGUGAAGACUGUUGUGAAUAAGGAUGCCAGGAGAUGGAGAGGCCCUACGAAUCCAACCUCGUUCCCAGUUUGGCUCGACAGCGCACUGGAUUUGAAGCUCCGCCGUACAAGAAGUGAGCAACGAGUGAGAUCAGUCAUUGAUGACGCCCUGAAGUCGCCGUGCAGAAAACUCUCCGUAAGCGUCCCGGGCGGGCCCGAGGGCGGUCCGACCAUGAAACCUUCAAUCGCUGCGGUCCCGCCCUUCGGCCUCCUGCUGGUCCUGAUGUGCUGCCCCCCGCUGGGCCCGGCGCAGUCCGCCGGCGACGACGGACACCCCUCGCGCGUGAGCGACUCGGACCCUCGGCGCUGCACGAGGCAUCACUUUGUCGAGACAAUCGGCCACCCCAUUUAUAAGUGCAACGCCAAGAUGGCGCUGCUGGCGCGCUGCGAGGGCCGCUGCGGCUCGACGACCCGCUCCGACCCGCUCGUCUCCUUCAGCUCGGUGCUCAAGCGGCCCUUCAAGAGCACUUGCGCCUGCUGCCGCCCGCACGCGUCCAAACUCAAGGCCGUGCGCCUGCGCUGCGCCGGCGGCGCCCGCGUCACCGCCACGUACCGCUACAUCCUGGCCUGCAACUGCCAGGAGUGCAGCUAAGCUCGGCGGCGCACGUCGGGGGGGUUCCUUCGCUUUCUCGCUUUCUCGCUCUCCCGCCCGGACCCCGAAAAGUCUCUCACACGACGGCCGGCUUUGUCUUUGGGCCGACCGGAACUUGAACUGAAUCCAAAGUUCUCCAUUAGUCCCCAUGACAACAAGACAAGUUUCCUCGUUAUGAAAAAAAAAAAAAAUAAUAAAAAAAAAAAACUAGCUCAAGCUUUCGCGGCGCGAACCCAAACGGCCGGCGGCCUUUCGUCUGCUACCGUAAACCGAGAGAGGCCAAGACGUCAGGUGAACUAUAAAAAGAAGAAGACGGAUGAAAGACGGAAGGUGAGGGCGGCGCGUUCGGACUCUUGUUAAAUGUCGUCCAUUUGAAUCUGACGUUCCCGUAAUAUCACGCCGGAUUUAUACGAGCGUCUCGUGUUCUGUCGCUCGGAAGAGUUCCUGCUAAUCCGUUUCGAAGAAUAUAGAAUGUGUCCCUCUUGUCCCAUUUGUUGUUUUCUCCCCACAACAAAUAUUAAAAUAACAUUUUGUCA
Molecule: messenger RNA, 1262 nt
Organism: Phycodurus eques (leafy seadragon)
Lineage: Eukaryota; Metazoa; Chordata; Actinopteri; Syngnathiformes; Syngnathidae
Gene: ndp
Product: norrin cystine knot growth factor NDP
Exons: 3
Coding region: 307-726 (139 amino acids)
Biological process (GO): Wnt signaling pathway
Source: RefSeq, a predicted model, not a curated record